This is a messenger RNA of Neomonachus schauinslandi (Hawaiian monk seal), 1636 nucleotides long. It is a transcript of the gene LMAN2, whose product is annotated as lectin, mannose binding 2. Gene Ontology annotation, biological process: endoplasmic reticulum to Golgi vesicle-mediated transport; Golgi organization; endoplasmic reticulum organization. The transcript has 8 exons. The record is from RefSeq and is a predicted model, not a curated record. Lineage: Eukaryota; Metazoa; Chordata; Mammalia; Carnivora; Phocidae. Gene Ontology annotation, cellular component: COPII-coated ER to Golgi transport vesicle; endoplasmic reticulum membrane; Golgi membrane. The coding region runs from base 35 to 1105 and encodes 356 amino acids. Gene Ontology annotation, molecular function: D-mannose binding.
GUCCUAGGGCGGAAGUGGCCGAGAGGAACGGAGAAUGGCGGCCGAAGGCUGGAUUUGGCGCUGGGGCUGGGGCCGGCGGUGCCCGGGGAGGCCUGGGCUUCCCGGCCCCGGCCCUGGCCCCACUGCACCUCUACUUCUUCUCCUGUUGCUGGGGCCGGUUGUUGCGGAUAUAACUGACGGCAACAGUGAACACCUCAAGCGGGAGCAUUCGCUUAUCAAGCCUUACCAAGGGGUCGGUUCCAGCUCCAUGCCCCUCUGGGACUUCCAAGGCAGCACGAUACUCACGAGCCAGUACGUGCGUUUGACCCCUGAUGAGCGUAGCAAAGAGGGCUCUAUCUGGAACCACCAGCCUUGCUUCCUCAAGGACUGGGAGAUGCAUGUCCACUUUAAAGUCCAUGGUGCAGGGAAGAAGAAUCUCCAUGGAGAUGGCAUUGCCUUGUGGUACACCCGGGACCGCCUUGUGCCAGGGCCUGUGUUUGGAAGCAAAGACAAUUUCCACGGCUUAGCCAUCUUCUUGGACACGUAUCCCAACGAUGAGACCACAGAGCGUGUGUUCCCGUACAUCUCGGUGAUGGUGAACAAUGGCUCCCUGUCCUACGACCAUAGCAAAGAUGGCCGCUGGACCGAGCUGGCGGGCUGCACGGCAGACUUCCGUAACCGUGAUCACGAUACCUUCCUGGCUGUGCGCUACUCCCGGGGCCGUCUCACGGUGAUGACUGACCUAGAGGACAAGAAUGAGUGGAAGAAUUGCAUCGACAUCACAGGAGUGCGCCUGCCCACAGGCUACUACUUUGGAGCUUCAGCAGGCACUGGAGACUUGUCCGACAAUCAUGACAUCAUCUCCAUGAAGCUGUUCCAGCUGAUGGUAGAACACACUCCUGAAGAAGAGAACAUUGACUGGACCAAGAUUGAGCCCAGCGUUAAUUUCCUCAAGUCACCCAAAGACAAUGUGGAUGACCCGACUGGAAACUUCCGCAGCGGGCCCCUGACGGGGUGGCGGGUGUUCCUGCUGCUGCUCUGUGCGCUCCUGGGCAUCAUCGUGUGCGCUGUGGUGGGGGCCGUAGUGUUUCAGAAGCGGCAGGAGCGGAACAAGCGUUUCUACUGAGUGGCCGGUGCUCUGCCCGGGGGAAGGGCCUAGUUUUGGGCUCCAGCACUAAUGUGAACUUUUUUUUUUUACUGGGAUUGUAAAAGAGAAACAAGACGACCUUAUUUCUUAACCGUUUCAAAGAAAUAAUUAAAAAAGUAUUUUCGUACAUUUUGCUUCUUGCCCAGCAGGGACAGGCUGCAGGGCUAGGGAAUAGGGUUUGGCACCCCCACAGCUGGGGACAGAGGUACUUGCCUGUUGCCAGCAUCUCAGGAGCAGGAAGGAGUCUGUGCCUGGAGCUGGGCCCUGGCAGGCGGCUCUUGAACACUGGAGGGCCUCCCAACCACAUUGGGGUGGGUGCCUGAGGACGCGAGCAGUGAUUUUGUUCUGUGCAGGGUGUGUUGGUGGAGAGAGGAGGCUGACUGGGGAACCCGAGCCUUCCUGGUUGCCCUCUGAGCUUCUUCCCAAGGCAGACCCUCGAGUGAGGCUGGAGGAGCAAUUUGGUGUAGGGCUCAGAGUGCAACCAUUUGCUAAAUAAAGUGAAAUAACCAA